AUGGUUCGUGGUUCUCUGGUUCUCUGGUUCGCCGAUUCGUCCGUUUAUGAGUCGAUUACCCUUGUUUUUUUUCUUGUUUCUAAGCAUUUGUCUGGGAUUUGUAUUCUAUAUCAGCCUAUAUUAGCCUUGCCUUUUGGAGGCACAUUGAGCCAUCAAGGCAAGGCUGCCAAGGCAAAACUGUUGGAGUCAAAUACUCUAGCAAAUGGUGAUCGUGUGAAUUUGAUUGAUCUGGUGGAGGAGUAUGAAAAUGAAAACUCUAUUGUGAUUAGCCAUGUAGAGCCCGUAUCUGAUGAUGGUGGAGACACUGCAAAUACUGAUGCCCCUAGUAUUGUCUCUACUGAGUGCCAAACAGAUGUUCAAACAGUAGCCAAUGAAAGAAAAAAGAGAAAGAGGACUUCCAAUGUAUGGAAUGAUUUUGUCGAACUUGAACGAGAUGGGACUAAACAACCUCAAUGUAAGUGGUGUAAAUCUUUGUUUAAAGCAUCUCGAUCAAGUUCUACGACUACACUACGUAGGCACUUGCUAACUUGUUUGCCAUAUAUGGGGUCUAAGAAAAAACAGAAAGUCUUAGCAGUUGAGUCUAAGGAGAAAGAUGGUAGAUUCACUGUCUCAAACUUUACCUAUGAUCGUAAUAGGGUCCGAGCGCUUGCCUCUCAUAUGAUACUUUACCAUGAGUAUCCAUUUUUUUUUUUAAUGGAGCAUGUGGUAUUUAAUAAGUUCAUGAGUGCAAACACUCCAUAUUGGGAAAAAAUGUCUCGGGCUGCUGCAAAGAAGGAAUUCAUGAUAACUUAUGAGACUGAAAAGACAAAGUUAAAGGCUUUGCUUAAACCUGUUAACAAAGUUCAUAUCACAACUGACAUGUGGACUUCUUGUCAAAUGCUUUCAUAUAUGGUAGUGACAUAUCAUUUUAUAGAUACUGAUUGGCAUUUUCAGAGGCGUGUUUUGAACUUUUGUAAUGUGCCACCUCUACAUACUGGCAUUCUUAUUGCUGAUGCUUUAGAAAAGUGUUUCCAAGGUUGGGGAAUUGAGAAUAAAAUUAGUUCAAUUACUGUUAACAAUGCAAGUUCUAAUGAUGUUGCCAUUAGGAUCUUCAAAGAUAAUUUUAGAUUGAAGAAAACAUUGUCUGUAAGAGGGAAAUUGUUUCAUGUAUGUUGUUGUGCGCAUAUAACUAAUUUACUUGUGCAGUAUGGACUUGGAGAGAUUAGGGAGAUUGUUGAUUGUGUGAGAGAUGAUAUAAAAUAUCUAGUAGCAUCCGAGAGUAGGCUAAAACAAUUUAGUGAAAUUGCAAAACAAUUGCAAUUGCCCUUAAAGAAAUUGAUUUUAGAUGUGUCUACAAGAUGGAACAGCACAUAUUUAAUGUUGGAUGCUGCAAUUCAGUUCAAAGAAGUUUUUCCUAGAUAUAGUGAUAGUGAUAGUAGUUUUGAAUGGGUUCCAACAGUUGAAGAGUGGGGGCAAGUUGAAAAUGUUUGUCAACUACUUGCUAUUUUCAAUGAAGUAACCAAUAUUGUAUCCGAAAGUGAUUACCCAACAUCAAACUUAUUCCUUUCUGAAGUAUGGAGAAUGAAAGACAUCUUAGGUAAGAAGAGUAGAGAUGAGAAUGAAUACAUGAAAUCAAUGGUAAAGAAAAUGACUGCUAAGUUUGACAAAUAUUGGGGGGAGUGUAAUCUAUUGAUGGCAAUCGCUGCGGUGUUAGACCCUAGAUUCAAAAUGGUCUUGAUCCAAUUCUGUUUUCUUUUAAUUUAUCAAGACUCAGACGCUUCUAAGAAUAUUGAUUACGUCUCUCAAGUGUUGCAUGAGUUAUAUGAUGAGUAUGUUCAUGAAUACAAUUCAACUCUUGAGGUACAAAGAGAGCAGGAAAAUGCUCGAAUAAACGUAUCCAGUUGUUCCUCAAGUGUUGGGAGAAACAUGCAGAGUGGCCAGUCAUUAUUUAAAUCUUUUGUUAGAAGUGUUGAUACCGUGCAGCCUAGUAAAUCAAAACUGGACAAUUAUUUAGAGGAGAGUAUAUAUAUCUGUGAAAAGGGUUUAGAUGCAAGUUUCAAUGCCUUGGAAUGGUGGAAAACAAAUAAUCUUAAGUUUCGAACUUUGUCCAAAUUGGUCCGAGAUAUAUUGGCUACACCAAUUACCACAGUUAGCUCAGAAUCAACAUUCAACGCAGGAGGCAGAGUCAUUGAUCCUUAUCGAGCUUCAUUGCCAACUGAAACUGUCCAGAUGUUGUUAUGUGGGUCUGAUUGGGUUAGAGCAUUAUAUGGGCUUAAAAGAUCAUCAACAAAUUCUUUGUCUAUCUUGGUUGUUUGGCUGAUUUUGCUGAAUUUUGGUAACUUGUUGUUUCCUUGUUGUGAACUUGUUACUGAACUUGUAACUUCUUUGAUAAACUUAUUUGGUAACUGCCUGUGUUAUCAACUUGUCUACCUAACAGUUUGUUGUCUGGCUGAUAUGAGUCAUGCCUAUUGCUGGGUGGCUGUUUUGGAUCUGUUCUGUGAUUUCAAUAAGUCUGAAUCCCUAAUGCACAUAUUUGUUUAUGAGAUUGCUUGUAUAAUUGUAUUGUGUAACUUGUUAGAGAUAUGCCAUUGA
Messenger RNA from Juglans microcarpa x Juglans regia, 2571 nucleotides. RefSeq names its product zinc finger BED domain-containing protein RICESLEEPER 2-like. NCBI's taxonomy places the organism in Eukaryota, Viridiplantae, Streptophyta, Magnoliopsida, Fagales, Juglandaceae. The record is from RefSeq and is a predicted model, not a curated record. The transcript has 7 exons. Bases 1 to 2571 code for a protein of 856 amino acids. Gene Ontology annotation, molecular function: DNA binding; protein dimerization activity.